GUUCCACCCGCCGCCCUUUUCCCCAGCGGGCAGCCUGAGUGAGCAAGGCCGGGGGGCUGCAGGAGCCGGCUCUGAAUCCGGAUCCCCGGCCGCGGAGCUGCUAGAGAAACUGCAGCACCCCAGUGCCGAUGUGAGAGAAUUCGCCUGUGCCAGCAUUUCCAAGCUCUUGCAGCAGAAACAAACAAUCCCAGCUUUUGUGCAAAGAGACGUUGUCCGGUGUUUGGGUCCCAUGCUGCUUGAUCCAAGUCUCGCGGUUCGAGAGACCGCGGCAGGAGCUCUCCGAAAUCUUAGUGCUUGUGGAGGAUUUGAAGUUUGUGAUGACAUGGUCACUAAAGACAUCAUGACACCUCUCGUAGCUUUAUUGAAAGAGUGUCGAGCAGGUCUCGAUGAAAGCAACGGCUCUCCGAAGGAAGCCAAGGAUACGAACAAGAACUACAUCGAAGACAUCGCCAACGAGGCAGUGAACCUGCUCUGGAAUGUUUGUGAAUGCAGCAGUACAGCAGUGUCUAUAUUCAACAAAGAAGGAUGCUUGGGCAUUAUACUACAGUACCUGAAGAGAUUUCGUACAAAUGUGGACCUGGCCAUUGCAGUAGCGUCCUGUUUGCAGGCAGUGACGGAAGAUAAUUCGGACCUCCUUUCUUCCUUUGAUGCUUCUGCGCACCAGGUGAUGGAAAUGGUCAUGUUGUCAUCGGACAAAGCCCUGGAGCAUGUUCUUCUACGGACACUGGUUGCAGGUGUCACUUGGAAUAUAAAAAGCACCCUGCCCUCCGGGACCCAGGCAGGCACUAUAAAUGCCAUCCUAAAGAUUUUGUCAGAAUCUUUAGCAAUAGACGCCGGUGAGACGGUCAUUCGGAUGAAGGAGGAGGAAACAGAGAGAUUGAAAAACUCUGCCGAGCCAGAAACGGAAGGCAGUGUGGGUGAUGGCAACAACUCAGGACUUAUCGAAGAUGAGGAAAUGGAGGAGACGCCUAAAGGAGACGCCAAAGGGAAAAAUGAUGUUUCAGAUCUGCUUCCAUGCAGUAGACAGGAGCUGAAACAGGUAGCGGCUUUACUUCUGGCUCAGCAGACAGCCCUGGAAAUCAUUGUUAAUAUGUGCUGCAAUGAAGACCCCUCGGAUGAUGAGUGGGAAGAGUUAUCCAGUAGUGAUGAAAGUGAUACAUUUAUGGACAACAACUGCGACGAAGGCGAGAAGCUGCUGUCGCCCCUUUGUCUUUCUGCGGAAGUUCACACAGCCCUUAUGAACCACCUAGUGCCGAAGAAGAUACUUGAAAAAACUGCUUUUCCCAACAGUGCAGCUGUUGACAUCUGUACAUGCAAUCCAACCUGGAAGCCGCUAAUUAAAAAGUUGAACAUGGUCCAAUACAGAGCCCUGACGUGUCUUCACAGCAUCUUGUUGGUGUCUGAUGUGGAUUGCCUUGGGGGAGCUUCAGUGCUGCAGUCACUCUCACAGCACCUGUCCCAGUUAAUUUUUUCUCAGCCAGAAUUUUCAAAAGAAAUGGAGUUUCUGGAAGCUGUGACCAGCGCUUUGAGAGCUCUUUUGCAAAUGUUGGCCUCUAACGAUAUACCUCAGUCCAUGACUCCCGAGCAGCUGAUGACUUUGUGUGAAGCUGGGAUUCAUAGCAACAAUAUGAGUGUUCGGGUAAACGUCGUCAGCAUUCUAGGAAUUGCUGGCAGCGUGCUUGCAAAAGUGGAAGACACCGCGGAUACGCUGAAGAUGAUCGGGAAGUUCCUCCUGGACGUUGCAACGAGGGAUCCUUCUCUCGUGGUGGUGGGAGAAGCUCUGGAUGCCCUCUUUGAUGUUUUCGCCGACGGUAAAGAAGCAGAAAGGGCAGUGGAAGGAAUAAAAUUGCUUCAUGCGCUUAAGGAAUUCCAGCCAGUUUUCAAAUCACGGAUGCGCAAAGAAGGAAAAGGACAGUACAGCACAGAUCAGUUGUGCGUGCUUGACAAUGUGAAACUGAAUUUAAGAAGAUUCAUUGCCUAUCAAGAGACAUUGGAGAGAAAAAAAUAAUUUUUGAAUAGUAAAAAGAAUGUACAGCUUUAUAUUUUUUGGUUAUUCUUUGUUAAAUAUAGCACCUUGCAGGGACUGGUGGUAGGCGUGGAGGGUGAUGAGUCCGCUUUGGAUGUUAAAUUUCUUACAGAUUAGAAAUUGCAAAGGGGGCUGUUACAGCUAGGUUCAGCAUCUUUAUGUGCUGGUAAAUCAGGACUGGAAAAAUACUUAAACUCCUCCUAAGUCAGGAAAAGGGAACCUCAGGAGUCUCAACCUGGCCCAGGUGCAUUCCC
This is a messenger RNA of Elgaria multicarinata webbii, 2280 nucleotides long. RefSeq names its product HEAT repeat containing 3 (gene HEATR3). The coding region runs from base 230 to 2008 and encodes 592 amino acids. The record is from RefSeq and is a predicted model, not a curated record. Lineage: Eukaryota; Metazoa; Chordata; Lepidosauria; Squamata; Anguidae. The transcript is spliced from 15 exons. Gene Ontology annotation, biological process: protein import into nucleus; ribosomal large subunit biogenesis.